Molecule: messenger RNA, 1371 nt
Organism: Triticum dicoccoides
Lineage: Eukaryota; Viridiplantae; Streptophyta; Magnoliopsida; Poales; Poaceae
Exons: 6
Coding region: 1-1116 (371 amino acids)
Molecular function (GO): RNA binding
Source: RefSeq, a predicted model, not a curated record
AUGAUUUCAAUUGAAUUGUUUAUUCUCCACCCUGAACAUGUUGUAGUUCACCUGAGCAACUGUACUUUGAAAUCUGUGGGCGGCGGCAUCAACGACCCCCUCUCCUCCAAGCGCGGCGUCAUCAACGACAACCUCAUCCCCAAGGGCGGCGUCAUCAACGACCCCCUCUCCUCCAAGCGCGGCGUCAUCAACGACCCCCUCUCCUCCGAGCGCGACGUCACCUACAGCAUCCUCUGCAAGGACGGCGAGACUGCGAUGGCGGACGUGCUGCCCCACAUCGUCCAUUCUGAGUUGGAGAAGAACCCAGGCUCCCCUACACUGAAGCGGCAGGAGCGCGAUGAAAACCCGGAAGAGGAGAAAUCUCUGUCCCCACCCAUGAAGCGUUGCGACAUUGUGGACAUCAAGGUGGAGCAACUGGAUCGCCCGCCGCUUCCACCGCGUCAGGUCAUCGGACCUGACGAACAUGGGUUCAAGCGCUACGUAGACUAUUCUUGGGUGGGGAAUCGCAAGGUCCGGACAGUGACCACCACGCGAGUGCACAAGAUAGCAACCGUGCGCGUUAGCAAAAGGGUUCUGGAACGCCGUAAGACCUGGUGUAAGUUUGGAGAUGCGGAGAACGAUGACAGGGAGAUAGCGAAGAUCCGGCUUCUAAGGACAAGUACAUCCGGCAUCGUGAAGCUUGAGAGGCCCCCAAACUUCAUCCCAGCAGCCAGUGUCCCUUCAGCCCCUAGGCUGUCGCCGACGAAGGCAGCCUCGGCUGCGCGCGAACAAGUUCUUGCAAAGGGAGGACCGGCCGUGGCUGCUGCCAGGGCGGCUGCGGCAGCGGGAGCUGAAGCCCGCGGACUCGACGUUUACCCAGGCGAUACCAAGACAGAGAGUGAGUGCUUCGUGGUCAGGAUUGAUCAGUUACCGUUGGAGUCCACAGAAGACAAUGUUCGCGUGCUGAUGGAGCAGUUCGGUGGGGUGAAGCAUGUGUUCAUUGCAAGACACCCGAGGACCAGAGCGUCUCUUCGGUAUGCGUUCGUCUACUUCUUCGAGAAGGAAGAUGGAGAAGCAGCGGUCGAAGCUCUCUCUGAUGGGCUGGAAGCAAGGGUGGUCGGGAUGCUUACAUGUUAAACUGUCCGGUGGGAAUUAGUGUGGCAGUUAGAGGUUACUGAUGUGGGUUGUCCAAUUGGUAUUUCUCUAGAUAAGAGUCCAGUCUUUGUUGUGGUAUAGAGUUCAGUCGUGUUGAGAUGAACUGUCCAGAUAGAGUCCAGUGAUGUUGAGUGAUGUCAGACCACUUGCGAAUGAAGUUGAAUGGUUAUUUGCCUUGUCCGUGUGAUGAAUUUGUGUGAGUUUCGUGGAUACUAUUGUUGUGUUCUUAUCACUUUU